Dujonia railenensis is the source of this 1365-nucleotide messenger RNA. Lineage: Eukaryota; Fungi; Ascomycota; Pichiomycetes; Serinales; Debaryomycetaceae. The record is from the annotation of a GenBank genome assembly.
AUGCACUUACUUUUCUCAUUCAGAGAAUCAUCCAAAGAUGUUCGCUUGCUAUGGAUCUCCGUUUUCCUAAGAAUGGCAAGCUUUGGUUUGACCAACCAAGUUCUAACAUUAUUCUUGAAAUCCCUCGAUGUGUCCGAAACUAAUAUUGGUUUAUUUAUGACGCUAACCUUGGUUGGCGAUACUAUUAUAUCCUAUUUGCUCACUUGGCAUGCCGACAAAAUUGGCCGGAGGUUGGUGAUGAUAAUCGGAGCGUUGAUGAUGUUCGUAUCGGGUGCUGUUUUUCUGGUGAGCUCGCACUUCGUAGUGUUAUUGAUAGCUGCAAUUUUGGGGGUUAUUUCUCCCUCUGGUGAUGAAACUGGCCCUUUUAAGUCUGUAGAAGAGGCAUCCAUUGCUCAUCUAACCCCCCAUGUACAUAGACCAGAAGUUUUCGCGUUCUACGGUUUGUUCGCAACGGCCGGAGCUGCCAUCGGAUCACUUAUCAGUGGUGUUACGGUAGACUAUUGCCACUUACAAUUGGAAUGGGACUUAAAUCAAUGCUAUAGAGCAGUCUUUAUGGUUUAUACUAUUAUUGCCCUUUUGAAAUUUGGUGUUAUGUUGUUCCUUUCGGUAAACUGUGAAGUCCAGUUCAAUAGCAAUGACUCAAUUAAUUCUGCUCUGGCUCCAACCACAGAGACCUCUUCCCUAUUGGAUGAUAGUGAUAUACAAGAAGACUUGACUCAAGAAGUCCACAAUGAAAAUACUUUUGGCCUAUUGGGAUUGUCUGGACUUUCCUCGACUGCCAGAUUUUAUCUUCCGAAGUUUUUGGUGAUAUUUAUGUUAGACUCUAUGGGGUACGGUUUCAUGCCAUCUGCUUGGGUUGUUUAUUAUUUUAAAAUGGCAUUUGCAAUUUCCGCUACCGGCUUGGGUACGUUAUUCUUUUUCACUAAUGCUAUAGACUCAGCUUCCUCAUUGCCCUCAGCGUACUUGGCAAAAACUUUGGGUCCAACUAGAGCUAUGGUGUUCACGCAAGCUCCGUCGGCCGUGUUUUUCAUAUUAAUCUCAAUAUCAUCAAAUUAUAUUGUUGCUUCCACAUUAUUAAUAUUGCAUUGUGCAACAUCCACUAUGGACGUUGUGCCAAGGCAAGUUUUACUCACUUCCGUUAUGCCACUGACGGAUUUGACUAAAGUCAUGGGUAUCGUAAAUGUUGCAAAGACUUUUGCAAGAUGCAUAGGUCCUGUCUUUACUGGAAAACUCGCAGAACAUAAUCACUUAUACGUUGGAUUUUUGAUUAAUGGGAUAUGUAUCUUGACCGCAGAUCUACUUUUGGGUAUAAACUUCUUCCACUUGGAUAAAGACAUCUUACGCAAACAAAGUGUUUUAAUAUAG